Prunus armeniaca (apricot) is the source of this 363-nucleotide messenger RNA. The record is from the annotation of a GenBank genome assembly. Lineage: Eukaryota; Viridiplantae; Streptophyta; Magnoliopsida; Rosales; Rosaceae.
AUGGCUCAAAAUGCUACUACCGAUCCAUCUGAAGUGACGGCGUUGUUCUCAAUAUUCAAGCAAUGGGACAUGCAAGCCCUGCCUAUCAGUGGAGGAGAGCAAUGCAUUGGAUUUGCCAUCAAUGGAAGCGAGUUCGAAAAGCCAGAGAAUAAUCCACCCACAUCACCAAACUGUUGUUGGGUCCUUAACAGCAAGCAGGCGGCACUGUUCAAAAGAAUGAUUUGGGAAGCAAUGAACAAGGACUAUGAUAAGGGAAAGAGUAGAAAACGAGCUAGAAUGGCCAAGAAAGCUGCUCCUGCUAAAAAGCCAGAAAAGGCUGUCAAAGUUUCUACUGUGAUGGAUACUAAGAAUAUACUAAUGUGA